AUGGCCACCGCACAAAGACUUCUCAUCACUAUGUCCUGCGAAGCCGGCGCUCACCGGACGUUGCCCGCUUUCGUUCUCCUGGGUUUUCUGGCCGGGAUCUCUUGGACACAUCCAGUUGUAAGCAGAACUAAUGGCACAUUGCUGGAAAGAGGCUGGCAGUCUCUCUUGUCCAGGUCCAUUGCUGGGAUGUCAGGGGACAAGGCAGAUGUGAACUGGGAGAGUGACUAUUUGCUAGGAAUCAAGAGGCAGCGGAGGCUUUACUGCAACGUGGGCAUCGGGUUUCAUCUUCAGAUCCUCCCAGACGGAAGGAUAAGCGGAGUUCACAAUGAAAACCAAUACAGUCUCUUUGAAAUAUCCACUGUCGAGAGAGGUGUUGUCAGCCUCUUCGGUGUGAAAAGUGCUCUCUUCAUUGCAAUGAACAGCAAGGGGAAGCUCUAUGGAACGGCUGUCUUCCAAGAUGAGUGCAAAUUCAAAGAAACUUUGCUGCCCAACAACUACAAUGCAUAUGAAUCAAAUGCUUACCCUGGUGCUUACAUAGCACUCAGUAAACAUGGGAGAGUGAAGAGAGGAAACAAGGUUUCUCCUGCUAUGACAGUGACCCACUUUUUACCAAGGAUAUGA
Calypte anna (Anna's hummingbird) is the source of this 621-nucleotide messenger RNA. RefSeq names its product fibroblast growth factor 6 (gene FGF6). Gene Ontology annotation, biological process: positive regulation of protein phosphorylation; regulation of cell migration; positive regulation of cell population proliferation. Gene Ontology annotation, molecular function: fibroblast growth factor receptor binding; growth factor activity. The record is from RefSeq and is a predicted model, not a curated record. Lineage: Eukaryota; Metazoa; Chordata; Aves; Apodiformes; Trochilidae. The transcript is spliced from 3 exons. Bases 1 to 621 code for a protein of 206 amino acids. Gene Ontology annotation, cellular component: cytoplasm.